Molecule: messenger RNA, 1314 nt
Organism: Salvia splendens (bonfire salvia)
Lineage: Eukaryota; Viridiplantae; Streptophyta; Magnoliopsida; Lamiales; Lamiaceae
Product: F-box protein SKIP8-like
Exons: 3
Coding region: 260-1147 (295 amino acids)
Molecular function (GO): protein binding
Source: RefSeq, a predicted model, not a curated record
AUGAAGAUGGAUUCGGUUAUAAAACCGCCAACAGUAUAUUCUCCCUCUCCUAACCCCUCUCUCUCACUCUUUCCAAACACACCCUUGAUUAGGGUUUCAGUACAAAUCGGAAAGAGGGAGAAGAUAGAACCCCACCUGAAAACGAAGUUACAUGCAAAACCACAUUUUUUUCUGCUUCACUUCAAGGUAAAAUACUCAGGGUUUUAACUAAUCGCCCCUUUCAUGAAUUGCAAUCCAUGUUACUGAAAUUUCAUGGUGGAUGAAUGGUUUUGGUGUUUUUGCGGCCGAUUAUUCGUCGUGUUUGGUAGCCCUAUUAGCAACUGUUUUCUGUUUGAUUCUCUCCAGCGCUGUGGUUUUCCGGAGGGUCAAGUUAGGACUGAGCUGUUCCGAUUGCGAGAGGGAAAUUGGUGGUGUGGAAAUGGCUGUGCAGGUGAAUGAAGGUGCGACUGAAAAUGGUGGUGUGGAUGUGGAAAUGACUGGGCAGGUGAAUGGGGGUGCGACUGAAAAUGGUGUGGAGAGACAGUCGGGGGCGUCGAUGAUUGAGCAACUGAUGCCUGAGAUCACUGCGCAUGCCCUGAGUUACUUGGAUUAUCAGAGCCUCUGUCGCCUCUCCAUGACAAAUUCGCACAUGCGGAAAGCUGCCGAUGAUGACAAUGCCUGGAAGGCGCUUUACCAUAAGGAUUUCACUUUGGAACAAGACAAUGUAACCCCACCUAAUGGGUGGAAAGCAUAUUAUGCUGCUACAAGAGCUGUUGUUACUGUAAAUGCUGAAUUUUUUAGGAUUGUCAGGGAAAGAUUGGUUCAAGCUAUGCGUCAAAUUUGGCUUCAAGCUGAUUAUGUGAAGUGUUUCCGCGCAAAUGGGGACUCAUUUAGUGGUUACAAUGCAGUAGUGGGGAGCUGGCAGAUAUCAUUGGACAGGGAGAAUGUGGCUGCUUUCGAGAUACAAGAUGUGAGGGUUCGUGUAAUGUCAAAUAUGGCUUGGGUGACGAUGAAAGUUUAUCCUGACAUCUUAACUGGUCUGUUCAAUGUGACGAAUGUAUAUGAAUUGCACGAUGGAAGAUGGUACAUGGUGCACCACCACUGCUCGGCGUAUGUGAGGCUUGGAGGAGGUGGGCAUGGCCAAGGGCUGUUACCUGUGCUUGUGUAAAGGAAGUAGAUGGUAGAGGAUAACAGAAUUAAUUCAUCAUACUUGAAAGAAAGAUGUAUUAGGGGAAUUUUAUGAGCUUGAUUUUUUUUCUUCCCCUCUCUUUGAAUUCUCGGCUGAUUUUAUGACAAAAUGCAUGCACAGAGCAACUUUUAUUCCUCAUUGCUUUA